This is a messenger RNA of Ilex paraguariensis (yerba mate), 2676 nucleotides long. Lineage: Eukaryota; Viridiplantae; Streptophyta; Magnoliopsida; Aquifoliales; Aquifoliaceae. The record is from the annotation of a GenBank genome assembly.
AAAAAAAAACUUUCACUUUAUUACUUGCGGCUGUUUACAGCCUCCGGCCGCCAUUGGAAUCUCUGUAAAACACUACCAAAGCCUCUCAAAUUUGUCCGUUAGUCCAAAACUCCGAUCCUAUCAACAACCCAUAAAACCCUGAAUCCAGUUUUUCAAAAUUUCCAACCCAUGAACUGAAAUUGAACUAAUUAGCCUAAUUCAUCUGAUUAUCAGAAUUGGGUCGAUGGAUUUUGUGGAAUUGGAGGCGAUCGAAGGGCUCAGAUGGUCGUGGAACUCAUGGCCAGCCUCAAAAUCCGAAGCCACGUCUCUGACAAUCCCUCUGUCUAUCAUGUGCACUCCAUUGAUGCAAAUCAGCGAGCUUCCACUACUCCAAUACGACCCUUUGAUCUGCACUCAGUGCGACGCUGUUUUAAACCCAUAUGCCCGCGUCGAAUACCUGCCCAAAAUCUGGGUUUGCCCCUUUUGUCACCGGAAGAACUCUUUCCCACGUUCGUAUAUCGGAAUCGGUGAGAAUAAUAUUCCGGCGGAGCUUUUUCCCACUUACAGUACUGUAGAAUAUCAAUUGGGUAAAAAGAACUUGUCCCAGAAUUCGAUUUUGAAUUCGAAUUGGGGAAAUGGGUUUGUUUCAUCGAAUUCAAUGUCAUCGAUGUCACUGAAUGCGUCGUUUUCAUCAUCGUCGUCGAUGUCGGGAUUGGAUGGGGUGGGGCCGGCGUUUGUGUUUGUAGUGGAUGCGUGUUCAUCGGAGGAGGAUUUGAGGGUGUUAAAAAGUGAGCUGUUGCUAGUAAUUGCGCAUUUGCCGGAGAAUUCUUUGGUGGGUUUGGUUGUUUUUGAUUCCAUGGUUAGGGUUCAUGAUCUUGGUUUCUCGGAUUGCUUGAGGGUCGUGGUGUUUCAUGGUGAGCGAGAGCUCUCUUCUCAUCAGACCAAACAGAUGCUGGGGAUCCAUCACAUGAAGGAACAACGACUUGGAAAUACGCCAGCAUUUCAAAAACAGGGUUUCCUUUUACCAGUAUCUGAAUGCGAAUUUAACAUCACAACAGCAAUUGAAGAUAUCCAUUCUUCAUCCCAGGUCCUUCGAGGCCAUCGUCCUCUACGGUCCACAGGGGCAGCAAUAUCAGUUGCUGUUGGACUUCUAGAAGGAUGCUUAGUUAAUACAGGUUCACGGAUCAUGGUCUUCACAUCUGGGCCGGCAACGGUUGGUCCAGGGAUGAUUGUGAAUUCCGAUCUUGGAAAUGCAAUCAGAACUCAUCGAGACGUGAAUAAUGGUUAUGCACCUUACUACAAAAAGUGUUUUGAAUUCUACAAACAAAUAUCACAGAGAUUAUUGGUAUCAUCUAUUGUUCUUGAUCUGUUUGCUUGUUCUCUUGAUCAAGUUGGGGCAGCGGAGCUAAAAACCUCUGUCGAGAGCUCAGGUGGAUUCAUGAUGUUAGGGGAAUCGUUUGAGUCAGAUCAAUUCAGAAAAUGCUUGCGUCACAUAUUUAACCCUGAUGAGGAAGGAAAUUUAAAAAUGUGUUUUGAUGCAACUAUCGAGAUAGUGACAACGAAAGAUGUGAAAAUCUGUGGAGCCCUUGGUCCUUGUGUUUCUCUUCGGAAGAAAAAUGAUUCGGUGAGCGAGAAGGAAAUAGGUGAGGGUGGUACUAAUUUGUGGAAGUUGGGUACACUCACUAAUAAAACAUGCAUCGGUUUCUUCUUCCAAGUGGGUGAUGAACAGAAGGUCCAACCGAGCUCUGCAUUCUUCAUACAAUUCAUAACUCGGUACAGACAUGGAAACAUGGGAAUUCGAAAAAGGGUAACCACCGCUGCAAGAAGGUGGGUAGGGAACCGCUCACCAGAGAUUGCAGCUGGGUUUGAUCAGGAAGCAGCAGCUUCAGUCAUGGCCAGACUUGCCAUCAACAAAGCAGAGAGGAGUUUUACUCGGGAUGUUAUCAGAUGGCUAGAUAAGAUGCUAAUUCGUUUUGCAUCUAAGUUCGGGGAUUAUGUGCAGGAAGAUCCAUCUUCCUUCCGUCUUUCAUCCAACUUCUCCCUAUACCCACAAUUUAUGUAUUAUUUAAGGAGGUCACAGUUUAUUGAUGUCUUCAACAGCAGUCCUGAUGAGACAGCUUUUUUCCGGCUGAUGUUAAACCGAGAGGCUGUGGUUGGAUCUCUCAUCAUGAUCCAACCUACCCUUUUCCAAUAUUCGUUUGAUGGGCCACCUAUUCCAGUUCUGCUUGAUGUUUGCUCCAUCGCCCCAGAUGUGAUUUUGCUGUUUGAUUCCUACUUCUAUGUGGUUAUUCACUAUGGAUCCAAGAUUGCUCAGUGGAGGAAGCUUGGUUACGAAAGGGACCCGAACCACGAGAAUUUCCGAAAGCUGUUGGAAGCCCCAGAGGUUGAUGCGGAGCAACUGGUGGCUGAACGGGUUCCGGGGCCAAAACUUGUCAAGUGUGACCAACACAGCAGUCAGGCAAGGUUUCUUCUUGCUAAGUUGAAUCCAUCUGUUACACAAAACUCAACAUAUACUGAUGGUUCGGACAUUAUAUUCACUGAUGAUGUAAGCUUGCAAGUUUUUGUUGAGCACUUGCAAGCUUUGGCCGUGCAGGGCUAAAUGGUGUGUUGUAAAUAUUUUAGCUGUUUUUUUUUUUGUAGUCAUACGGAAAUAUUUGUUGUAUAUUACUUUAUGAGUAAAGGGGUGAGCUUGUUUUC